This is a messenger RNA of Menidia menidia (Atlantic silverside), 2453 nucleotides long. The record is from the annotation of a GenBank genome assembly. Lineage: Eukaryota; Metazoa; Chordata; Actinopteri; Atheriniformes; Atherinopsidae.
GUCAGUCCUACACUUUCAUUUUGCUUGGAGCAACUGUCAUCCCAACUAUCCUUUCAAAAUCCCUGACGGCUGGGCCAGCUGGGAGAAGGCGCUGAAAAAAGAAUGCCAGCGUGUCUCUCCCCCUGCUUGCACCUUAAAUAUCUUCCAUGUAGUUCACAGGGUUUAAUUUUAGAUCAUGUGUGAAGCAAACCACUUCUAGCUUGCUCAUCCAAGUCAGAGGCUCCCCAGUUUGCUCUGUACUUAGGCAAAGAUUGGACAGGAAUUAUUACAUCUCUUGAUAUCAGGGGAAAGAAAACACAGAUUGACAUGUCCAACAUUAAAGAUCUCGAGGAUCUCGAUGAAGAGGACAUCGAUGAAGAUGAAAUCCUGGCAAUGCUCUCUCCCGAGGAGCUCAAGGAACUCCAAAGUGAGAUGGAUGUAAUCAUUGCCCCAGAUGAGCGUGUACCCGUUGGACAAAGACAGAGGGACCAGACGGAGAAACCUCCAACAGGAACAUUUGACCACAGACAACUUGUCGACUACCUCUACUGGGAGAAAGAGUCCAAACGUAUGCUAGAUGAAGAAAGAGUGCCCGCGACUUUGCUGCCCAGUGAGAAAACUUUACAAGAAGAGGCUGAAAAGAAAGAAAUCAAAGAAAACACGGAUGACGUUCAGUAUGAGGUCUACGAGGUAAUAGAGGAAAUCAUUGAGGGAGAUAUUGAUGACUGUGGCGAUGGGGUAGAAAUCAUAGAGGAAAUAAUUGAGGAAAUAAUCGAGGAAGACGACGAGAGCUUUGAAAAAGACAAAGGGAUUGAACUGAAAUAUGAGGAAGAUGUGAGGCCACUCGUCCAAAAGGAAUCUGAAAACAAGGAAGAGCCUCCUGAGCCCCCACCCACAGUAGAACAAGUAGCAGGAGAUGAUACAGUGAACGACAAGCCAAAAGACGAGCUAUCAAAUGAUGACAACAAGGACAAAUUUACAAAUGCAGGCCCCUUACCUCCUCAAGAGGCCUCAGAGGUGCUGGAGACGCAAGAAAGUAAUGAGAUCCUCCCACAAAGAGAACAGAUAAAAGUCAACAAACUGAAAAUUCCAAAGUUGGCACUGAAUAACAUAAAAAUGACAUCAAGGCCUUCGGGGAAUGAGACGAAUCUGGAGUCGACCCUUGACAAGAUCCGUAACAACAACCCCUCCGUCACAGAGGUAAAUCUCAACAACAUCGAAAACAUUCCGAAAGAGAUGCUUUUGGACUAUGUCAACGCCCUGAAGAAGAACAAGCACGUGAAAAUGUUUAGCAUAGCCAACACCGGCGUCGACGAAAACCUUGCUUUCAGCCUGGCCAACAUGUUGAGAGAGAAUCGCAGCAUUACGACUUUAAACAUCGAGUCCAAUUUCAUUACCGGCAAGGGCAUCGUUGCCAUCAUCCGCUGCCUCCAGUUCAAUGAGACUCUGACGGAGCUUCGUUUUCACAACCAAAGACACAUGCUGGGUCACCAUUCAGAGAUGGAGAUCUCCCGCUUGCUCAAGGCCAACAACACCCUCCUGAAGAUGGGCUACCACUUCGAGCUGCCAGGUCCCAGGAUGGUGGUGACAAAUUUACUAACCAGGAAUCUGGACCGCCAGAGGCAGCUGAGAAAGGAGGAGCAGAAGCAGCAGCAGCAAAAGGAGCAGAGGGAGCUAAUGCAGAUGUAUGAAACCAGCCUGAAUCUGCCCCCCGGCUUACUGGAGAGGCUGGGGUACAUACCUCCUCUUGAACUCCUUCAGGAGCAUGGGCUUGUCCCACCCUCGAUGGAGCUAAACGCUCUGCCCGAGAUGCUCCAAAGAGAGCAACCAGAACCACAGAAGAAACCCAAACACAACGGUAUUCCCAAACAAUCCAACAAAGAGCCAGCAAACCCACUUAAAGACAUCCAGUUAAAGAGGACGCCUAAGAAGCGGGAUCCGUUUCUGGAUCUGACAGAUGACAGGAGACCCGAGAGGGCAAGUUUCCAGUUGAGGAAAACUCCCAGAGUGAGGGAUGCAGAUACUGGAGAGGGUACAGAGGAAAAAGCUAACCUGACCGAUGUAAUAAAGACUUUGAAACCUGUGCCUCGCAGACGAUUGCCUCCUAAGGUUGACAUUACGCCUCGUGAUCAGCUCCUAAACCAGAUCAAAAAGAGCAACGUGGCGUAUCUCAAAUCCGUACCACUCCCGAAAGUCCUGGAAUCGAGCGAAACAAGCCUCUUCUGACACACAACUUCAGCCCUUUACCCACCAUGCGUGUUGUUUAUCUUGUGCAUACUUCAUAUAUGUGUCUGCCAAUAUUUACAGAAAAAACUUCUGAGUGCACUAUGUAAUCUACACACAAGAGGAAUUUUGGUUUCCUCUUUCCGUAGCUGUGUAAGCACACUACAUGUUAAUGAUGUAAUGAUGAAAAAAAAAAUUAUACAUAUGUUGAAAGACAUCCUGACACUGCAUUAAAUUAAUAUGGAAACAUA